CGGUCUGCCCGACUUCGCCGGCCUGGAGGGGCGAAGAAGACGAGGAGGCGGAGGCUUCCUCCCGGGUCAGUGGUUCUCUGGAUUACCAGGAAUCGGUAGUUGACAUUGAGGCCAAGCUAAGGAUGGAAGGUGUGGAACUUAAGGAAGAAUGGCAAGAUGAAGACUUUCCAAUACCCUUACCAGAGGAUGACAGCAUUGAAGCAGAUAUAUUAACUGUUCCAGGACCAGAUCACCAGCCAGACCCACUAGAAGUAAAUGGAAAUAAAGUAAGAAAAAAAUUAAUGGCUCCAGAUAUUAGCUUAACACUGGAUCGGAGUGAUGGUUCCAUAUUAUCAGAUGAUUUGGAUGAAAGUGGAGAGAUUGACUUGGAUGGGUUAGAUACACCAUCUGAGAACAGUAAUGAAUUUGAAUGGGAAGAUGAUCUUCCAAAACCCAAAACUACUGAAGUGAUUAGGAAAGGAUCAAUUACUGAAUAUACAGCAGCAGAGGAAAAGGAAGAUGGACGACGCUGGCGUAUGUUCAGAAUUGGAGAACAGGACCACAGGGUUGACAUGAAGGCAAUUGAACCCUAUAAAAAAGUUAUCAGUCAUGGUGGUUAUUACGGAGAUGGAUUAAAUGCAAUUGUAGUGUUUGCUGUCUGCUUUAUGCCCGAAAGUGGUCAACCUAAUUAUCGCUAUUUAAUGGACAAUCUGUUUAAAUACGUUAUUGGCACUUUGGAGCUAUUAGUAGCAGAGAACUACAUGAUAGUUUAUUUAAAUGGUGCUACAACACGGAGAAAAAUGCCAAGUCUGGGAUGGCUCAGGAAAUGUUAUCAGCAGAUCGAUAGAAGGUUACGGAAAAACCUAAAGUCUUUGAUAAUAGUUCACCCUUCUUGGUUUAUUCGAACUCUUCUAGCAAUUACAAGGCCUUUUAUUAGCUCAAAAUUCAGCCAAAAAAUUAAAUACGUCUUUAACCUGGCAGAACUAGCAGAACUUGUCCCCAUGGAAUAUGUUGGCAUACCAGAAUGCAUAAAACAGUAUGAAGAAGAAAAGUUAAAAAAGAAACAAAAAAGAGUUGACCAGGAAUUGAAUGGGAAACAAGAAGAACAGAAGAGUGAACAGUAAACUUGGAGUCUAAACAAAAGACUUGAGAAUGGGCAGAUGAAAAGAUGUGAUGCUCUUUUGCAUUAUAGUGCAUUUGUUGGCCCUUAGUUCUGUGUAUCUGUUACAACAUUGACUUGAUUUUCCUUAAUGGACUUUGUGUAAGGAACUGUUCACUGCUGUAUUGGUUUGCAAAUAUUUUGAAUUUAACUCUAUAAUAGCUACUUUAAUAUUAUAUUAUAAUCAUUUUGUAUUUUAUAUUGCUUAAUGUAAGAGAACCACACUUUUUUAUGAGACAUUUUUGCAUUUGUUUUAUCUAAAUGAUGCAUGUUCUUCAGUAAAAUAUUUAUAUGCGUAAAAUGGUAAAGGAAAGAGAUAAUAUAUAUUUUUAUGAUUUUUUUUGAACAAUAUUUUAUAAUAUUGUGUGCCUGCAUUAUGGAAUAAGAUGCAGGUGAAUAAGGCCAUAUAAAUGACUCUGAAGUCAUUAUUUUGUAAAAUGCAUGAUGGGAUUUUUGUUUUUGUAAAGGGGUUAAGCACAUUUCUUAUGACUUUAGAAAAUUAAUUUGUUUUUAUGUAUUGCAAGCUGGUUAGACCAGUUAUUAUAAUACAUGAAGACUGUUCAUAAUUCAUGUAUUGGAUACAUAUAGAAUAAUUAGUACUGCCAUGACAAGCUUUCCCCCAUGAUGUACAUUUUUUUCCCCUCUCAUUAUGAAAGUACAACUACACAAUGCAUUGUACACUUUUUAAACAAGUCGAAAAGUCAUUUUGUGAACUGAAUAAUUGAAGGGACUAGGAAUUGGUGGGUGUGCUUAUGUGUGUAUGUAUUAUGUAUGUAUACAUAUAACCUUUCAACUUCUAGCCACAGGUAAGAACUUUUCACAUCUUAGGAUUGUUCACAAAUGUAAAAAUGAGUUGCUUGUCCAGGUUAUCAUUCUUCUGGAUCUCUGAGUAUUAGAUAGCACUGCAGAAAAUUUGGCAAGCUGUACGCUGUCACUCUGUUCCAUAGAAAGCAAAAGCUUACUUUUUUUUUUUACUUAUACCAUCAAAGUAGGCACUUUUUAAAAAAAGAACUAUUUACUUCUUUAUCAUGUCAUUUUUAAGAACUAGGUUUUUUACAUAGUUCAUUGAAAGUUUAUUUUUUCCCAUGCUCAGUCAUGUUUUACAAUAUAAUAGCUUGGACUGUAAAUCUAAGUAACAUUAAAUUGUGCUGUUGUCAACUAA
Messenger RNA from Gracilinanus agilis (Agile Gracile Mouse Opossum), 2300 nucleotides. RefSeq names its product BCL2 interacting protein 2 (gene BNIP2). The transcript has 11 exons. Lineage: Eukaryota; Metazoa; Chordata; Mammalia; Didelphimorphia; Didelphidae. Bases 123 to 1103 code for a protein of 326 amino acids. The record is from RefSeq and is a predicted model, not a curated record. Gene Ontology annotation, cellular component: cytoplasm. Gene Ontology annotation, biological process: apoptotic process.